AUGGGUGAUCGAGAGACAACCUCUUAUGGAUUCUUUAUAGGUCAUCUCUAUAUCGAACUUCGCGACGAAAAAAGGACAACGAAAAAACAACUUCUGCGUAUAUCCGUCGCUAAACUGCCUUCACAAAAAUGGAAAGAAAUAACGAUUCCACUGCCAGCUCAGAAAGGACCAUUCAAGAUAUUUUUCGAAGUUACCUGGAAAACAACUGCUCCAUGGAUCGCGUUUGAUCGUGUUCGUCUCUCCAGUGGUGCCUGUCCAUCACAUCCUCAAUCGCUGCGACUAGCACAACUUGACGGUCAGUGA
Cooperia oncophora is the source of this 303-nucleotide messenger RNA. NCBI's taxonomy places the organism in Eukaryota, Metazoa, Nematoda, Chromadorea, Rhabditida, Trichostrongylidae. The record is from the annotation of a GenBank genome assembly.